Molecule: messenger RNA, 798 nt
Organism: Thyridium curvatum
Lineage: Eukaryota; Fungi; Ascomycota; Sordariomycetes; Thyridiales; Thyridiaceae
Exons: 3
Coding region: 1-798 (265 amino acids)
Source: RefSeq, a predicted model, not a curated record
AUGUCCGAGAUCGCAGUUCAGCAGACCGUGUACCUCAUCACCGGGGCCAACAAGGCUUUGACUGACGUUGACAUAUUUCCAGGCAUCGGGAGAGCCAUUGUCGAGAUCCUCCUCCAGCGGCCGGAUACCAUCGUGGUAGCCGGAGUCCGUUUUCCCAACGAUCCCACCUGCACGAGUCUGCGAGAGCUACACACAGGGAAAGGAAGCAAGGCAUUCGUGGUCGAAUUGAGAGAGGACAAGCACUACAAGGCGCUCGGCGAGACGCUCAAGUCUCAGGGCAUCGAUCAUCUCGAUGUCGUCAUCGCCAAUGCUGGCACGUCGAAGGGCUUCUAUACGGUCGUUGAGACACCCCUUGAAAAUGUCAUCUCCGACUUCGAGGUCAACACUAUCGGCACCAUGAAGCUCUUCCAGACGUGCUGGCCCUUGUACCGCCCGAAACACGCCCAGGGCGGCAAGCCUCGCAAGUGGAUAGUCGUCACCAGCUCGCUUGGCAGCAUCGGCUGCCUGGACAUGGAAAGCAUGCCAUGUGCUUCCUACGGCUUGAGCAAGGCUGCCGUGAACUUCAUGACCAAGAAGAUCGCGGUCGAGAUGAAGGACGAGAAUCUUGCGGCCAUGUGCAUCCAUCCCGGCUGGGUCAACACCGAGAUGGGCCGCAAAUUGGCACAGUCAUUGGGUGCUCCCGAUCCCGCGUUGACUCCAGAAGACAGUGCCAGAGGAUGCCUGGACUAUAUUGACAACCUCACUAUCGAGACGACUGGCAAAUUUCUUUACUACGAUGGGAGAGAACUCCCAUGGUAG